Messenger RNA from Menidia menidia (Atlantic silverside), 1783 nucleotides. The record is from the annotation of a GenBank genome assembly. Lineage: Eukaryota; Metazoa; Chordata; Actinopteri; Atheriniformes; Atherinopsidae.
AUAGAAAACUGAUAUCAAUAAAACCAAUAAAGACAUCGCUUUGGUACAUUCCAUAAUAUGACGUUUCCAAGGAGGUCUUCCGUUAAUGUGCACGUGAAAUUAGUAGACAUGGUGCUGCGUUUAGGUCCGUCAUGGCAGCGAUUUAAAGACAAGGGAUUUGUGUUUGACUAAAUCCCCAUGGCCUCUUCCUUUGCACAGUUGUGUCUGCGAUGCAGAGGUCUCCUGGGCUCCAGGGCUUUGCAGCAUUACGCUCAAGUUCAACACUGUAGUGUUAUACACCCCCCUAGUGCCAACAUCAGAUGUCCUACCUGUAACACAAAAUCAGUUACCAUUAGACUUGGAACCUGCCGGUGAAUACUCAGCAUUGGAGGAGAUCAGUGAUGAGGAGGCAGUCGGUAUUUCUCUUCCUUCUAUUCCCCCAGUUUCCAGCUCUCUAAGGGAUUAUGUUGACAAGUCCGAGACUCUUACCAAACUGGUGCAGCUAGGGGUGAAUCUGUGGAAACUGGAACAGAGGCCUAAUGUGGGCUCCAUGCUCCUGAGACUCGACUUCAAGGCAGAUAUUGUACCCCGGCUGCUGUUUCUCAAAGAGAUUGGAGUGGAGGAUUCACGUUUUGGUUACAUUAUUACCCACAAUCCAUUUAUUCUCACUGAGAAUUUGGAAAACCUACAAGCCAGGGUCAACUUUCUGAAGUCAAGGAAGUUCUCCUCAGAGACUGUUGCAUCCAUGGUGUCCAGAGCACCUUAUCUCCUCAACUUUAGUGUAAAGAGGCUGGACAACCGACUAGGUUUCUAUCAAGAGCAAAUUAAGCUCAGUGCUUCAAACACACGGAGUCUCGUAGCUCGGCUUCCCAGAUUGCUGUGCGGCAGCUUGGAGCCUGUCAAAGAAAACUUAAAGGUGUGCGAAAUAGAGCUUGGCUUCAAGGGAAAUGAGAUCCAACACAUCGUCAUUGCUGUUCCAAAGGUGUUGACCGCCAAUAAAAGGAAACUAACACAGAUUUUUGACUUCCUCCACAACAACAUGAAGGUGCCCCACUACCUGAUUGCAAAGUUCCCACAGGUACUCAAUACAAAGUACCUGCGUCUUAGAGAGCGCCACCUCUUCCUGGAGUAUCUUGGAAAGGCUCAAUAUGACCCAACCCUGCCCGGCUACAUCUCCCUGGAUCGCCUGGUGUCCUUGCCAGAUGAACCUUUUUGCAUGUUAAACAUGGCGUCAAGAGCACCCGUGGCGACCGGCAGGCUUAUGCUUGGUUUCCGUAAAUGGUACUAUAACAUGUGUGGCUUCAACAAACUUGGCUUGAUGCGUGAUGACACAAUCUACGAGGAUUCGGAUGUGAAGGAGGCCCUGAGGAGGCUUCCGGAGGGCAUUUACAACGACAGGAUGUUCAGGAUUAAGAGGGCCCUGGAUCUCUCUAUGAAGCAGCAGGUUCUCCCAAAAGACCUGUGGACAAAAUACGAAGAGGAUAUUCAUUACCUGUCACCUUAUCUGGAUGAAGUGAUCCGUGAGAGGAAAGAAAAGGAGGAAUGGAUGAAGAAAUAAACUCUGCUCACGGUUGUCAAUCUCGUCUCAGUUGGUGCAUGAUCGUCCCCUGGUGUAAUAUUUAAAAUGUAACCUAUAUUAAGACUGCUAAUUAAAAAAAUGUACAUUUUGAAUGGUGUUUAGUUUUAUUUGUGUGUACACGGGUGUUUGAAUUUGAAUUAUUGGUAUGUCACAAUCAGUGUUAUACAUCAGUGAUGUACUUUAUAACACGAGCUACAAAAAAAAAAAGCUUCUAUUUGACUCACC